CAUUUUUUUCCAAUCUAAACUUUAAUAUUUUUAUUUUCCACAUUCAUCUUUUGGACAAACUUCAAACUAUAAAAGAGCCAUUUCAUAUUAUUAUUUUUUUUUUUAGUCAUUCUUUGGAUUUAUAAGGAAGAUAUCAAGACCUUUGAACUGGAGCAAUAACUUAAGCGCACAAAAUGGAUGACAAUUCGCAGUAUGACUAUGCUUAUGUGGACAACAUUAGUGACGGAAUGUGUAACAAGGAAGACGUGGCCAAAAUAGGAUCCAUCGUCGUGCCGUUAUUCCUCAGCGUCGUGGUCGUGCUCAGUCUCGUCGGGAACAUUUUAGUUCUUGUGAUUCUCGCUCUAUAUGAGAAUCUGAAAUCGUUGACCAACAUCUUCAUACUGAACUUGGCUCUGUCGGACCUGCUGUUCACUUUCGGUCUGCCGUUCUGGGCAUGUUACUACAUCUGGGGCUGGACUCUCGGAGACGCGGCGUGCAAAACGGUCAACUUUUUCUUCUACGCUGGAUUUUACAGCAGCAUCGUGUUCCUGGUGCUGAUGACCGUUCAGCGUUACAUGGCCGUGGUGCACCCUCUCUCAGACUGGGAAAGAGGACAGGGCUUCGCUCUAAUCCCCAUUGUCGCUUGGGUGAUGAGCAUCGCAGUGGCGUUGCCAGCCCCAAUCUACAGCUCUGUAGUUCCUGAUCCAGCAAACGCUACACAACUCUACUGUGAGUAUAAUUCCACUGAGGGAUAUUUUACCGUCACGUACGAACAGAACUGGUUUUUUGUGUGCGCCUUUUUGAUCAUGGGGUUUUGCUACGUCAGAAUCCUGCAGACCGUCUUCAAGACGAGGACGAAAAAGAGACACCGUACUAUCAGACUCAUCUUCUGCAUCGUAGUCACGUUCUUUCUCGGUUGGGCUCCUUAUAACCUGGUGAUUUUUCUGCACACCUUUACUCAUCAUCAGAUCGAGUUUUUCACCAUCUGUGAGGUCACACAUCAUCUCGACUACGCCGAGUACGUCAGCAAGCUGCUGGCGUUUUCACACUGCUGCCUUAAUCCCGUGUUUUACGUUUUCGUCGGCGUGAAAUUCAGGAAUCAUCUAAAGGAGAUUCUGCAGAAGAUUCUUCAGACACCUCUGAACAAGGACAUGCAACAAACACGAACUGGCACCAUUCAGUCUCACGGCUCCUUGUGCUCAAACGGCAACAACUGCAGAGGCCAUUCCACUACCGUCUGAGUCAGUGUAAAUAUAUGCAUGAAUAAUGUCAAUGAUUUAUCUAAUGCUUAAAUAUGUGGAGGCUGAAGCUUUUUUUUUUUUUUUUUUUUUUUUAAAUACAAAGGAUGUAAAGAUGUAUGUAAAGAUGUAGCAUAUACAGCACUUAAAAAAAUAUUAAAAGUGGAUGUCUGGAGUUUUUUUCCUUAGCUAAAAGCAAAUUUGAGAUUUCAUUUUGAUCCAGAAUAACCAUAAACUGCUUUUGAGACAACCUAAGUACAUUGGUGCCUUAUAUAAAAACCCCACAAUCGCUUUUAAAAAGGUGUUCUAAUGUCAUCUAGAGGGAAAUCAUAAACAUGCAUGACUGGGGUGUUAAAGGCAUCUGAUAUAGUUUUGAGUGUACAUUUCCAUUGUGCGUAUCUAAGUGACCAUGUUGUUAUUAGAGAACUCAAGACUUCCCAUUUGAUCAGCAAAUAAAUAUACAUAGAUCCGAUUCAGAAGCGAUUCAAUUAAUGAAUAUAGAUCCGAUUCAGAAGCGAUUCAAUUCAUAGACAUAGAUCCGAUUCAGAAGCGAUUCAAGUCACAGACAUAGAUCCGAUUCAGAAGCGAUUCAAUUAAUAGACAGAUCCGAUUCAGAAGAGAUUCAAUUCACAGACAUAGAUCCGAUUCAGAAGCGAUUCAAUUAAUAGACAUAGAUCCGAUUCAAAAGCGAUUCAAUUAAUAGACAGAUCCGAUUCAGAAGCGAUUCAAUUAAUAGACAUACAUCCGAUUCAGAAGCGAUUCAAUUAAUAGACAGAUCCGAUUCAGGAGAGAUUCAAUUAAUAGACAUAGAUCCGAUUCAGACGCGAUUCAAACUCAAGCGAUUCAAACUGCUUCCUACAUGAAUAUUCAUGAAAUCAAAUUGCUUAGAACUAAACUUAAGCAAAUGUUUUAGCUGAAUGGUGAUUAGCUGAGCACUCUUUACUAAAGCACAUCCCCCUGUCUGAUGAAAGGUUAAACCACAUGAUAACACAUUUGUUGAUGUCUUCAUUGGUCAUUUGGAAGGUAACUGGGUUCUUUCUUACUAUACUUUGGAUAUAUGCAUUAUAUUUGAAAGAAAGAGAGAAACUGUACUCUCAAUUUGUGCACAAAAUGACAUGUAGGUGUCCGAUGUCGGUUUUAAAUGUUAAUGUUAUUUCCCUUUUUAUUGUUUUUGUAUAUAUUUUAGUUUGUUUAGAUGUGUCAUUUCUAAAGCACUUUGGGCAACGUCAGCCGAGUCGAUUUUUCCUCUAUGAAUAAAUCUGACAUGAUUACUUUGUUCUGAUUUCUUCCUUUCCUUCUGGCUGCCAUUGUUCAACACAACACGUCAAACCGCAGCAAAUCAGAUAACAGGAAACCCGUGAAAUGAACGAAACCACACAGCACGUGAGAAGACAGUGAUAAUAACUUUUGUCUUUUGUUAAACUGCCAUGAUCACUGAUGGAGAUGUAACACCAAGUGAAAAUACUUCUCUCUAAACUGUAGUCAGCAUGCAUUAUAUCAUGAGUCAGAAUUAAAUAAGUCAGAAAGCAUACAAUGGCUACCAGGCCCAUCUACAAGGAGUGUUCCUGACCGGCGUGACAAGUUUAAACAACAUGAAUAAUUCAUGUCUGAACACUUUCCAGUCGGUCCUAAAAUGGGUGGGUUCCUCUUGGCAUUAUGGCAUGGGUUAUCCAGGUGAUUCUUACCACCUCUGGUGGUUAGGAGAGGAAUAGACCUCUAAUUAUGUAGUUACGGGCGGGGGUUUGGUUCAGCAGGAGCCUACAGGAGGAGUUUGAGGGAAUAAGCAAAUUGUUGCUUAUUUGUGGGUGCGUAUUAAGAAGCUGUCUCUCUCUCUCUCGACUGGCUUGAGCAGACAGAACGGCUACUGUGACUCAAGCAACCACUCUUUACAAACACGGUGAGCAGAAAAGCAUCUCAUAACACAUCGAAUCAUAAGGUUGGGCUGGGAGACAACAGCAGGCUUCCGCUCCUGUCAGCCAGGAAUCUGGCACUAAAAUGGAUACAGAAUCUGGAUGGAUGAAGAUUUGGAAAAGAAAAAAGAAAAAAAAAACCCCACCAGCUGCUCUUUUUCGCACAAGUGAACUGGUGUUCCUAAUAAAGUGGAAGGGGUGUGUGCAUGUGUGUACUAUUUCUGUUUUAUAAAAAUUAAAACGUGCAUCACCUGUUAACGGUAUCCUACACACUGUGAAGACGAACCGUGGAAGAACAAAGCAAGUUUAUCAGUAAAUUAAAACAUAUAUGCCCGAGUUCAAAUUUGCCUUAGUAGUUAUAUCAUACACUUUCUGUCAAACUGUCAAUCAAAGUGUUGUGUGUGAUAAUUUAUGACCCUCUGUGCUUCCCUGACUGACAGGUCUGUAGGGGUGGUAACCCUAUGGAGUUUAUCAGAUGAUCAAUCUGGCUCCUUUGUGUCUGGGGGUGUUGUGGAGAGGUGUGUGUGGGGGGAAUAGCCCCCCUCCCAACAAAAGGUGUUUAUGUUAAUGAGUUUGGUUUUUGGUGGGGUGAAAUACGUCUGAAAAGAAAUAAUGUUUUUAAUAUGGGGAUGUGUUUGUGUUACUUUGUGGCGUUAUUUCGUUUGUGUAAACACAUUGUUAGAAAAGCAUGAUGUUUGAAUGUGUACAUAUAUGAGUAAAAUAUUUGUUUUGUGAAAUAAAUGAAAACAAAUGUUGAUUAUGUUUUUAGGGA
Ictalurus punctatus (channel catfish) is the source of this 3899-nucleotide messenger RNA. RefSeq names its product chemokine XC receptor 1. Gene Ontology annotation, molecular function: chemokine receptor activity. Gene Ontology annotation, cellular component: membrane. The record is from RefSeq and is a predicted model, not a curated record. Gene Ontology annotation, biological process: chemotaxis; G protein-coupled receptor signaling pathway; immune response. The coding region runs from base 174 to 1220 and encodes 348 amino acids. The transcript has 2 exons. NCBI's taxonomy places the organism in Eukaryota, Metazoa, Chordata, Actinopteri, Siluriformes, Ictaluridae.